Homalodisca vitripennis (glassy-winged sharpshooter) is the source of this 2950-nucleotide messenger RNA. It is a transcript of the gene tun, whose product is annotated as protein N-terminal glutamine amidohydrolase. NCBI's taxonomy places the organism in Eukaryota, Metazoa, Arthropoda, Insecta, Hemiptera, Cicadellidae. Gene Ontology annotation, cellular component: cytosol; nucleus. The record is from RefSeq and is a predicted model, not a curated record. The transcript has a single exon. Gene Ontology annotation, molecular function: protein-N-terminal glutamine amidohydrolase activity; protein-N-terminal asparagine amidohydrolase activity. The coding region runs from base 253 to 936 and encodes 227 amino acids.
GCAGAGUGGCAGAGCAAUGUUGUUAUUUUGCAUGUUUUGAAUAUUUUUAUUAUCAUUAAAAUUUAGUGUAUUUCAUAGUAUACAAAUCUGAAUUAAUAAAAUACCAAUACGUGCAAGAAUGGAAAACUGAAAGUUAUGCUAUGUUCUUAUGGUUUUAGAAAUACUGAUCCCUUAAGACUGGUAUGACUGAGUAUUCCAAUUAACCUCAAAACAAUAUAGGUUCCAGUGAGGCUCAUAAAUAUUUAACAAAUAAUGGAGCAGAGUAGUUUAAUAAAUACAGUUUCAGAUGAUGUGGUUAGUGAUUUUCCAAAAAAAGAAGACUGUAUUUAUACACCUCAUUACUGUGAAGAAAAUAUAUGGAUGUUGGCAAAAAAAAUCCAAGAAAGAAAUCCAGAAAAACUCAAAUUUUGCUAUCCUGUGUUUAUUUCUAAUGAAAAGAAACUUAUACCCUUAUGGAGACAAACGGUAGGAAAUAAUACAGACGGACUUGUUGUUUGGGACUAUCAUGUUAUAAUGGUUUACUACAAUGAAGAAGCAUCAUGGGUGUAUGAUUUUGAUACUCAGCUCAAAUUUCCAACACCGUUUAGUGAAUAUAGCAAGGAAACAUUUAAGUCUGAUGAUUUUGUAAAAACUAGUCUUCAUAGGUUUUUCAGAGUGAUACCUGCUGAAUCUUAUUUAAAGUUCUUUUCAUCAGAUAGAAGACAUAUGAAAAGGGAUGGGCUGUGGAUGAAACCGCCUCCAGAGUAUCCACCUCUUCGUAAUAGUGAAGAAAGCCAUAACUUAGAACAGUACAUAUCAAUGAAUGAGUCAAGUGAAGUUAAUAAAUUUGGUAAUGUCUAUAAUCUUAAUAGUUUCAUUGAGAAAUUUUCAGUUAAACAGCCUUGUUUUGAUUAUUCAAACGCACCAGAACCAGCACAUUUGGGAUUUUUGGAAUAAUGUAAAGCUAUCUUAGAAAACAUUAUGUUAAAACUUACUAUGUAAUAUAUUUGAAUUCUGUAGUUUAGCCUGUUUCUAAUUUUUAGGCUCUCAAUAGUUUAUGGUUUGGUUACUUUUAAUUUAAUUGGUCAAUCCAUUAUAGGUUAUACAAUUGAUGUACUUAGCAUGUUGUAGUUUAUAUUAGUUUAAUUAAUUUAAAGUCCUAGUGAGUUAACAUUUUGAUAACAGUUCAGCUGUUACAAAAAUAUUUUCUUAAAAUUAGGUUUGUAAUGUAGUUUAUAAUUGUAUUUUUUAAUUUAACUGUGGUAACUGUUACAAGAUAUACUUUGCAUGUUUUGUUGAUUUUAUAAAUGGAAUUUGAUUAAGAAAUGAGUUGGAUGGCAAAAUUAAUGAAAUAAAAGCGAAGAAAAACAAAAACCAAACUAGACUCCAAAUAAAGAAGGCAAUCACUCAAUGUAGUGAAUUUCAGACAGAGUAUGAUAAUAGGACCUGAUUUAUCACAGUAUAAUCAUCGAUACUUCAUAUACUGAAUAACAGGAAUAUUAAUCGGUACCAACAUAAAAUACAUUAUUUAAUCAAAGUCAUAUGAUUGAAGUUAAAACCCUUAAUUACAUACAAUGAGAAUAUCAUUAAUAAUAAAGAACCAUUAACCAUCCAACAAACAAUUAAAACACAUAAUAGGAAAAUCUCAUUUAUAUAACAGAAGAAAGCUAUAAUAACAAAAGAAAUGUCCUCAAAGCAAUAAAACAGUUAAUGAUCUUUCAAUGCUAUUUCAUUUAGUUUCAAUUUAAAAGUUAGUUGGUCACUUUUAAAUAAAAUAUUACGUCUACAAUCUAAAAGUGUUUACUUUUGGUAGAGUAGCCUAAUGCCAAGUUCACGUUUAUGAAUACCUUCUCUGCGGUUCUAUAUUUCGAGUUCUUGUCUUGUGUCAAGAGGCUAAAUUCACAUUAGUGUGUCUGCUACAGUCAACGAGUUAAUCUGUAUUGGUCAAUUAUAUCAAUGGUUGUAAUUAACAAAUAUCAUUAUUAAUAUCAAUAUAAAAAACUGGGUCUUCUUAUCGUACUUUAUCCUUAACAUCUAAAGUAUAUAGUCACAAGCCUACAGUAUUAAAAUUUCACUCAAAAAUUUACAGAACAAUUUUGAACAAUAAUAGCUAAUACUAUAAUUGUAUUGAAGAAACUAAGAAAACCUUACUCAAACUAACUCUCCCGACUGUCACGUGCAUGCUCAGACCUAACCUUCCCUUAGGACCACCACCCUACCCGGGAGCCAAUCACCCUAUGGACAGAUUGGGAGAGCUAACACUAAUCAAGAGCCAACCUACCAGUUUGCUUACCAUCCUACUCAAAAUGAAUUUUUUUCUCUUUUUGAGAGUUAUAUUAAUUUGUAGGCCUUUCCUCACUUUUAUUUAGUUCAUAUUGUAUAUACAUCAUAAGCACCAUCCUUUAAAAACAAUCACCAAAGAAAGUGAAAUGGACUUGUGAACUAGUGCUUGUCAACCAAAUUUGUAAUACAAAUUAUAUAUAAUUUAUAAUAAAAACACUAUAGAAAGAUUAGGUUGUUGAGUGCAUAAUAUAAUUUACUCAAGACACUUGGUAUGGGUGUCUUAAUUUACCAUGGAGAAAAAACUAGUUAAACUCAUUCCGAUUCAACACAUUUAAUAUUUUUAUAAACUGGGUUACAGUAUACACAAUAAUUUUAUAGAAUUAGCCAUGAACUUUACAAACAAUAGUAGUAUUAAUAGGUCUAUUUUUGAGCUUAUCUUUAAUUUGUGGUUGAGUUUGAAUAUGUAAUAAUCCAUUCACUUAUUGCAAAGUAUAGUAAAUUUUGUGUUAAAACUGUAGAUUAACUAAUGUCUAGUUUAUAUUGUUGUCUUAAAGUGUUGUUCGUAUGUCACCAACCAUGUAAAUAAAAAUGAGGUGUGCUACUAAUGUUAACAUUAGUUGUGUAAAUACAAUCACUAUUUAAAUAAUGUGUGCAUAUUAUAUAUUUGUCAGUCAAUAAAGUCUAGUGC